This is a messenger RNA of Polyodon spathula (Mississippi paddlefish), 2081 nucleotides long. RefSeq lists its product as uncharacterized. The record is from RefSeq and is a predicted model, not a curated record. Bases 133 to 2013 code for a protein of 626 amino acids. NCBI's taxonomy places the organism in Eukaryota, Metazoa, Chordata, Actinopteri, Acipenseriformes, Polyodontidae. The transcript is spliced from 10 exons.
CUGACAGUCAGAUUUGGUGGAUGGUACACCUGCAAAAGUUCCGAGUGAAACUAGAAUAAUAAUAAUAAUAAUAAUAAUAAUAAUAAUAAUAAUAAUAAUAAUAGCAGCCAAGAUUGUUUCAAAGCCUCCUCCAUGCCGGCCCACACCCCACUCUGCCAUGCUUGUGCCCCCCCAAACCUCUUUAAUGGUCUCAGAGAAUGGAACAUCGCGUUUGUGAUCGACACCUCAGGGAGCAUGUACUCCAAACUGUUGGGGGUGAAGGAGCAUCUGAUUCAGGCACUGUAUGAUAGGGCUUACAAGCUUCCGGAUUUCAGAUUUAACAUUGUGGAGUUUAACAGCGAGGUCAGUAAAUGGUGCGACCGGUCAGUACGAUGCAGUCCACACACUCUCGCUGAAGCCGUUGCCUGGAUUCGCUGCCUGGAGUGCCGCUCUGUCUCAGACUCCUGGACCACACUGACCGCACUGGCCACUGCUUUCGAGGACCCAGCCUGCCACGCUGUGUGCCUGGUCACUGAUGGGCUGCCAGACAGCUCGCCUGGAGGAGCCAGACCUUGGCUGGAAAACUGGCCUCCUGUCCAUGUGGUGUAUCUCAGCCAGAGCUCCCCCCAGUGGCUACUGCAGGAGAUAGCACGGGAGACCGGUGGAACCUUCCACAUGUCAGCCCUGGAGUCUACCAGUGUUGUAGAGGCGGCGAUGCCAUUGUCCCAGGCAUUUUGUUCAGUGUUGGGAGGCAGUGACAGCUCACUGUGUUACUUUGGGGUGCCUCUUCACUGGCCUGCCCUUUGUAUUCCCAAUUCACACAGACGCCCUGUGAAAGCCGCAGUGAAGGGGGACUCUGUUGAUGGGUCCCAGGGGGGUCCUCGGCUGGUUAGAGGGGCUCGGAUUUUAGCCAGGAGAUACCAGGAUGGGUUUUACUAUCUGGGACAUCUCAGCCAGGAGGUUCCGGGCUUGGAAGAAGUGUUCACAGUGGAGUUUGAGAGCAGCAAGCACUUCAGAGGCAGAGCUGGGUGCCGCCUGCAGGAGACCCGGCUGUGUGAUCUGGUGCAGUAUGAAGAUGCAAUGAGGUGCCCUGUCACUCCUGGGGACUCUGUCCUGGCUCCCUGGGAGCCCGAUUUGGAGCGAUAUGGACCAGGAACUGUGCUGUUGGGCCAGGAGAGGCGAGGGCAUAAUUCAGAUGCUGAGACCAGUGAGCAGGGUCUGGUAGUGAAUUUCUGGAAUGGGCACACAGAGAGGGUGAGACCAGGAGUGGCCAUCCAGGUCCCCCUGCAGCUGUUUGAAUUCCUUGUUCUAGAACUCCAGAUGCCCCUGUCAGCUAGACGGAAGCUCCAAGAAAUUUCUCCGGGUUACCCCAAGACCACUCCCCCUGGGUAUAGGCCGUGGAUGGCUGAGAUAGUCCCAGCUGAGUAUUCCUGUAGCUAUUCAGCCACCUCCACUCCCUCAGGAGCCCACUUUAUCUGUCCACACCGGCCUGGCAUUAACUGCCAUAGCCUGUCAAUUUUGGAUGUGAGUAGGGAUGCCCUGCUUGAAGGAACCCCUGGGAUUGGUCUAUUGAAUGAGGAUACGAGGGUGGAGGGGCAGAGCCAGAGAUCCCUUGGAAGAUCUGCUGCUUCUGAUCUUUGUACCCCUUCACGUCCAAAAAAGGGGGUGCAAGCUGUGCGGUUUAAGGAUGGAACACACAGUAAAUCAGAGCAGCUGCAGAUCAAACAUGGAGGUGCACGAAAGGAUGUCUGGAGAGGCACUUCCACUAGCACUGUGGGGAAUGUGAUCCACUGCAGGGCAGUGGACCCAGGCUGUAGCUUGAGGGAACCUUUGUGGGAUAGGGAGAAGAGGGCAAAUGAUGAAUGGAGGCACAGUGACCCACCACCUACCUCCCCAAUCAGCAACAGACCUGGGUUUACUUUCACAAGCGAGACAAGUCACAGAGAGGUGUUCCAGGGUAUCCAUCAGGCAUUGAGAAGAGAUCAAAAAGCCAUUGAGGCAAACUUGUCUCAGAAGAAGAAAAAAAGCCGGUGAAGACUUGAGGGAAUGAAUUGGAAUUGGUCUCCAGCGGAGAAAAGAAAAUAACAGCAACAGUACCAGGC